CCUACUUCAUAUCUGUUUUCUCUUCAGUUUGUUUGACUUUAUGAGCCAUCAACAUCAGCACGGUAGACCAUCCUUUACGAGGAAACGAAAAACAGAUUACAUACCUGAUGAACGAUAUGAUGUCGAUGGAACACUCAUCAAAAAUACUGAAGCUUUAAAAAAGAAGCGUUGGGAUUUAAGGGACAUUAUAAAAAAUCCUGAGAUAUAUGAAGAGGCUCUAAAGAAAGCCCAAGCAUUUUUGAAAGAAAAAAAAAACCAAAAGGACAGCAUAUUUUAUGAUACAGGUCAUAACCGUCAACUAUGGACCGAAGAGACAGACAGUCUGUUUUUCUCUCGUAAGGAUCGUGGUCUUGUCGCAUGGUUUUUGCCUCGAGGCUCGCCCAUAUAUUAUGAGUUUGAAGGAUUCUAUUCCUCUCUGAAAGAUAAUUUGUGCAAGGACAAACAAUUGUUAAAGUACCACAAGUCAGAGCGUAUGAAUGUUAUACGUCAAGAAGGUGAAAUGAUACGGCACGCUGUCGUCUUGUUCCAUGAUUUUCAGACAAAGAAAAGAGAAAAAUUGAAGAAGCAGAUCGAGGAAACCAGAGCAGCUUUACCGGUGACACCUUUUGCAAACGCCAUUGUGCAAACAUUGAAGCAGCACCGUGUUUUGCUCAUUGCUGGUGAUACAGGUUGUGGCAAAAGUACACAAGUGCCACAAAUUUUGCUGAAUGCUGGUUUCAAAAAAAUUGCUUGUACACAGCCUCGGCGUAUUGCUUGCUCAUCAUUAGCAAGACGUGUUAGCUAUGAAACUUUAAAUGAAUAUGGCACGGAGAUUGCAUAUCAGGUUCGUUUCGAGGGAACUAAAACUAACAGAACACGAAUAUUGUUCUUGACAGAGGGCUUACUAUUGCGACAAUAUGCGGCAGAUGAUAUGCUCUCAAUGUAUGAUGUGAUUGUAGUCGACGAAGUUCAUGAAAGACAUAUGAUGGGUGACUUUUUGCUUGCAUUAUUAAAGAAAACACUAGCAAAGAGGAACGAUCUUUAUCUGGUCUUAAUGAGUGCUACUAUAAAUGCUGAAUUGUUUGCACAGUAUUUUGAUGCACCCACUUUGGUUAUACCCGGCAAGAUGUACAGUGUCAAAGUUCACUAUUGGGCCAUGGGGGACGAAGAUAAAAACUUGAUAAAUGAUGCUGCCUAUCGGAAGCGACAAGCUGAUCCAAUAAAGAAAUCCAUCCCUAGUCGCUCAGAAGUCGUAAAAGCGGCUCAAUACAUCAAAGUCUUGGAUUAUAUUGAUCAGUCAGCUCCAGUUGAUGAGCGAGGAGAUUUGCUUAUUUUUAUGUCUGGUAUCAAUGAGAUUGCUAGUUUGGCUGAGCAACUGACGGAAUACACUGCAAAAUCUAAGAAGUGGAUAAUUCUUAUGCUUCACUCUUCCCUAACAGUUGAAGACCAAGAGAAAGUGUUCGACUCACCACCCGAAGGAGUACGUAAAUGUAUAAUAAGUUCAAACAUUGCUGAGACUAGUAUAACCAUUGAUGGUAUUCGCUUCAUUAUUGACUCAGGAAAAGUAAAAGAGAUGCAUCAUGAUCCCAAUUCGAAGCUCAGUCGGUUGUCAGAGUUUUGGAUCUCUAAAGCAAGCGCUAAGCAACGAACAGGUCGUGCAGGACGAACAGGGCCUGGUGAAUGCUUCCGCUUUUAUUCAGAAGAUGAAUUCAACCAUUUAAAUGAUUUUGCUGUUCCGGAAAUCCAGCGCGAAACAUUGGAACCUUUACUGCUACAGAUCAAAUCCCUGGGUUUCGGUGAUCCUCGUCGAUUUGAUUUUGUAGAGAGUCCGUCUAUAGAACAUAUUAAUUCGUCGAUGAAAUUCUUAUAUAACCUAGGUGCAAUUGACGCUCAUGAGAAUUUAUUAGGGUUAGGUUCGGUUUUAGCAAAACUGCCUGUAGAUGUUAUUGUUGGAAAGAUGCUCAUAUUAGGUGUUGUGUUCAACAUUGUUGACCCUAUAUUAACCAUUGCCGCAAGCAUGAGUGUACAAUCACCAUUUACAAGAGUGACACAAUUCUCCAAUAGGGACUAUCUUCAAAAUCGCAAUACAUUUGACUCAAAGGAUGGUGACCCUUUCACAAUGCUAAAUUUAUGGCAAAAUUGGAUAGAGAUUAAAGCCGCAAAAAUGUCUUCACGAAAAUGGUGCAGACAGCAUUUGGUGGAAGAGCACAGGCUGUAUGAGAUUACAAAAAUGAAGAGACAGUUCGAGAAAGUUUUAAACGAUUUUCAACCGGGCUUGCUAGAAGCAUUACGCUUUUUGGGAGAUGAUGGCUCAGAUGAGGAAGAAAGUAAUAAGAACGAAAACCACCGAAAGCGUGAUGUACAGGAGAGGCUUCGUAGAGAAAAAUUUGAAGAGAAAUCAAAUAAGCGUCGUCGUACGCUAACUAUGGGUAACAUUGGGGAUGAAGGCAUAUAUGAGCAGGAAGACGAUUACGAAAAGAUGGACAUUCGUGAACUCGAGUUUACACUUAUGAAUAACAUUAGACAACUUCGAUCAAGAGCUCAUACUUUAUCAGAAAGAGAGAUACAGAUUAUUAAGCUAAUAUUAUGCUCGUCAUUGUAUCCGCAGUUUGCAAUUGGGGACGAACAUAACCCUUACAGAAAGAGCAAUGAGUUAAUUUUUCAUACACAAGCAAAGAGCUUUUUGUCGAUACAUCCAAGCAGUGUUUUUUCAAAUCAUGCUGAAUUGAUUCAAGGACAUACUGGAAAAGAAAGAAAAGACGAUAAAACAGUAGAAGAGUCACUUUACCAACAGCUGCUAUGCUAUCUUCAGCUAUUGGAAACAAACAAGCCAUUCAUAGUGAACCUUACUCGAAUUCCUGGUAUUCAUGCCUUACUUAUGUUUGGCAAAACUAUUGACAUAAACACUGAUUGUAGUGUCAUAGUUGUUGAUUCUUACUUCGUUAUCAAAUUCAGGACAACUCAAGUAGCUGAAUUUGUUCUUUACCUUUCCUAUCAGCUUCGUUCUGAAUGGAAUGAGCUUUUAAAUCUUCGUAUAAGUCAUGGUUUAGGCCAGUCUUCAGACGAGCAACUAGGGGAUAUUGCAUCCAGCCCUUCGAUAAGAGAUAAACUUCCCCUUUGUCUUAAACAGAUUCUGGAUGAUGAGCAAAGAAAGCAUACGACAGAAAAGCACAUGAGGGAUAUGUGGACGCCAGAAACUGAGGCGCAUUUUCAGCGGCAGACACAAUUGUUAAAUCGUAAAUUAGCUGACUUUAUGGAAACUGCGAUAUCAGCAGAGUUAAAAGUUGCCAAAGCUUCUGAACUCAUGAAGAUGUAUCCCAAAUACAUUGAACCUGAACGAACCCCGGAAGAACAGAAUUAUCCCAGAGUCUGGAGUUCCGAUGAUGUUAUUCGUUCAGGGAUACAACUCACACCAUACAUGUAUUACGAUAGCAUUAAUGAGCCAUCAUGUGCAUCUGCUAUACCUGAAAGCGCAGACUCGAUCCCAACAAACAUUAAAUCCUUCUGGUUUUGCCAAGAAUGUCAAAAAAUGUUCUCGUUCAACAAAGAGGAAGCGAGGAACCACAUUAUGCUUAACCACCUUGAUGAAGUUGCUGUUGGAAAUAACGAUGAUAAAAAUCCUUUACAAAUAACUGCAAAGCAACAAUAAAAUUAUGGAAAAUAAAUAGUUGUCACUAUGAUAGAGAAACAGAGUAGCAAUCGUUUAUAAAAAAACGAUGAAAGGAAGGGUCUACUGAGAAACUAUUUGGUUGGUGCCGUUGAAACUGUUUUGUAUCCAUUGACUCAACGAAAGGUAAUCAGGACAAUGCUACCGAGAACUUUUAAGUAAAAUAUUUACGAUGAAAUGACCAGUCCACCAACAUCAUCGGCUGUUUACCUUUUU
Mycotypha africana is the source of this 3862-nucleotide messenger RNA. RefSeq names its product P-loop containing nucleoside triphosphate hydrolase protein. Gene Ontology annotation, molecular function: RNA binding; ATP binding. The transcript is spliced from 28 exons. Gene Ontology annotation, cellular component: intracellular anatomical structure. The record is from RefSeq and is a predicted model, not a curated record. Bases 41 to 3628 code for a protein of 1195 amino acids. Lineage: Eukaryota; Fungi; Mucoromycota; Mucoromycetes; Mucorales; Mycotyphaceae. Gene Ontology annotation, biological process: nuclear-transcribed mRNA catabolic process, nonsense-mediated decay.